Molecule: messenger RNA, 5080 nt
Organism: Chelmon rostratus (copperband butterflyfish)
Lineage: Eukaryota; Metazoa; Chordata; Actinopteri; Chaetodontiformes; Chaetodontidae
Product: chitin synthase chs-2-like
Exons: 22
Coding region: 4-3852 (1282 amino acids)
Cellular component (GO): cell septum; cell periphery
Molecular function (GO): chitin synthase activity
Source: RefSeq, a predicted model, not a curated record
AUCAUGGAGGAAGAGAGAGAUAUGCCAAAGAGGCCGUGGGACACCUGCCGAGAGGUCCCGAUCAUUGAAGAUGAGCAGACGCCAUGGAAAAUGAUCAAACUGCUGAAAAUCAUUACUCUGUUUGUCGUCGCUGUGAUCGUGUUUGGAUUGGCUCUGUGUAGCAAGACUUCUUUCCUCCUCCUCGUCACCUUGUCCAACGAAGGCACAAAGACCCUCCCAGAUGACCAGAAACCUGUCGCUCUGCUGUGCAUCGGCUGCUGUCUCAUCGCCUCCAGCGUCCUCAUAUUCCUCAAAAGCAUCUGGAAGGCAUGUUACAAAACAUCAAAGCUGCCAGGAAAAGCAACAACUGCCAUGGUUCUGUUCUUUGAGUUCUUGGUGUCUCUGGGUGCAGCCAUUCUCACCAUCGUAGCAAUGCCGCACUUGGACAUCGUGACCAACGUGACGAUACUGAACGGUGUAGCCGUCUUCUCUGCGCUGCUGCAGGUGGUCGCUCAGUGCACUGCCAAGGAAAGGAACCGCUUCCUGCUGCCAUCCAUCACCGCCUUCAUCCUCAUUCUCCUCGGUUACAUCCUCUUCCUCGUCCUAUACAUUAUGAAGGAUCCUACUAAUACCAAGAUGGCCACUUGGGCAGGUCUGGCUGUUGGUGGGUCCUUCUUGGUGUCUUUGAACUGGUGGGAGAACUACUUCAGACUAAUCAGCAAGAACAGCAGCUCCGUCUUCCUCAAGAACCUGUGCAGAGACAUGAAAAAGGGCCAGAACAUGCUGCACAUCCUGUCCAGCCUGCUCAGGAUCGUGGUGACCGCCUGCGUGCUCGGAGCCUACGUCCCUCUUGCCAAAAUGGACUGGGACAUCGUGAAGUCCAUCCCGAGGCGUGAGACGAGAAUUAUAGCCAUCAUCAUCGGGGUUCAGCUUGUCUCCUCUGUGCUCUGCCACUGGUUUGCAUUGGUAGCCUGCAAGAUGCACGCCCUGCGACGAUGCUUCGUCGUGCCUCUGUACCUGGCCUCUCUGGCUGUCAUGGCUCUGCUUGUCAUCCCCGUUAUCGUUUACUAUCAGGACUACAGAACAAGUCUGAAGGGGACUGCAAGCAUCAACUUCACAGGCUACUGCAAUGUAGCUGUGGAUGGAAGAAACCAAAGCAUGAACGGCAGUGUGUUCCCAGAACUGGUUUUGGACGUUACACACACUCUGUGCUUCCUGGACAUGUCCAAGAUGCUUGACAUCGGCUUGCUGACAGGCUUAGCAGUGUCCUGGUGGCUCAGUCUUGUGAUGGCGACCCUCCAUCUGUGGUCCCUCAGCGUGUAUCGUAUCCAGAGGACUCAAGACCUAUUCAUCAGGAGGCUGUAUGAGGGACCCUUUAUCGAACAGUCGCUGCUCCUCAACACCCGAUUCGACAUUCAAACCAAAGACAAGACGAAGAACCAAAUUGAAACGGUGAUGCUGUAUCUGUGCGCAACCAUGUGGCACGAGACCUACGAUGAAAUGAUGAACAUCAUCAUCUCAAUCUUCAGACUGGACAAGUACAGACCAAAGAAAGACCCAAAGCUCCAUGACUUCACCUUUGAAGCCCAUGUCUACUUUGAUGAUGCAUUCAAACAUGAUGAGAGUGGGGGGUGUCACCUCAACGAAUAUGCCACAAAUCUUGUGGAAAUCCUCAAAGAAGUUUAUGGCAUCUUCACAAACAUCGAUAACAAGUUCUUCAAAAAGCAGCAGCAGAUCCCUGAUCAGAAGAUCAUACAGACACCGUACGGAGGUCGUCUUGUGGUCACCAUGCCACACGGGAACAAUAUCGUGGUUCAUUACAAGGACAAAGAACGCAUCCGCCACAAGAAGAGAUGGUCUCAGGUCAUGUACCUUUACUAUCUCCUGGGCUGGAAACUCAUGACCAAAUACUACGGACGGUGGCAGAAGGGAGAGGAUGAGAGCAAGCUGAAAGCAGAGGUCGAGAAAGAGAAGCAAAACACCUACCUCCUGGCGUUAGAUGGAGACACAGACUUCCAGCCGGCUGCUGUGACACUGCUCAUCGAUCGUCUGAAGAUGUACCCACGUGUCGGGGCAGCGUGUGGCAGGAUUCACCCCACUGGAUCAGGUCCUGCAGUGUGGUUCCAGAAGUUCGAGUACGCCGUCAGUCACUGGCUGCAGAAGACAGCGGAGCACGUGUUCGGAUGCGUGCUGUGCAGCCCCGGCUGCUUCAGUCUGUUCAGAGCAGCGGCGCUGAUGGACGACAACGUGAUGAAGAGAUACUCCGCCAAGUCCAUGGAGCCAAUUCACCACAUCCAGUAUGACCAAGGUGAGGACCGCUGGCUGUGCACUCUGCUGCUGAAGCAGGGAUGGAGAGUGGAGUACAACGCGGCCUCUGACGCCUACACCAACGCACCUGAGGACUUCAAAGAACUCUUCAACCAGCGUCGGCGAUGGGGACCAUCCACAAUGGCGAACGUGGUGGAUAUUCUUGGCUCCACCAGCAUCAUUUCCAAGAGGAACCCGUCCAUGUCCAAACCUUUCAUGUUCUACCAGCUGUUUGCCAUCACCUCAGCCAUCCUGGCCCCCGCCACCAUCUGCCUCCUGAUUGCAGGUAGUUUGACCUUCAUCUUCAGCAUGCAUUCCAGCGCUGCCCUGGUCCUGGCUGUGAUACCUCCUGCCAUCUACUUGGGUCUUUGCUUCAAACUCAAGGCGGACACUCAGAUCACAAUAGCAGCAAUCUUGAGUAUCAUAUACGCCUUCCUCAUGUUGGUGGUGACGAUGUCCAUUGUAGGCUCCAUGGUGAAGGACAAGACCAUUCUGACACCCAGCAGCAUUUUCGUCAUCGCCAUGGCCAUGAUUUACAUCAUAACUGCGCUACUGCAUCCUCAAGAAAUCCAGCUGGUGUUCCACGGCUUCCUCUACAUCAUCUGCAUCCCCAGCGCCUACCUCUUGCUCACCAUCUACUCCAUGGUCAACAUGAACAAUGUGUCCUGGGGAACACGGGAGACGAAACCUGCUGCCGGAGCUGUCCAACCUCAAGCCACCACCCCGCAAACAACAGGCCAGAAAGCCAAAAGCACCUUCCAGGAUUUCUUCUCGUGGAUUAAAUGCUGUAAGAAACCCAGCCCGAGAUCUGGAGAAGGGCAGCUCAUUGCAAGCCAGGAGAGAGAGAGCCUGAUCCCACAGCCUGAGCCCCAGCCACAAAACACUAUCGUGGAAGACGUGAGGAUCCAAGAGCAAGAACAGAGGCAAGUGGAGUGUGCCGUUGAAGUUCCUGUCCAAUGCUGGGUCACGCAACUACAGAAUGUGUCCACUGACAUGCAACUGCAGGAGGACUCACUUGACCAGGACGAGGUGGACUUCUGGAAAGGGCUUCAGGAGAGGUACCUGCAACCUCUGGUCCAAGACAAAGAGAAACAGAAAAAGAUGGCCAGUGACCUGCAGGAACUGAGAAACAAGAUAAACUUCGCCUUCUUCAUCAUGAACGCCCUGUGGCUGGUGGCGACAUUUACCCUCCAGAUCUUCGAGGCCUCCUUCUCCAUCAAGCUCCCCAAGCUCGGCCUCGACCUCGAGUACACCGGAGAAGACGUGAGCAUCGAUCCCAUCGCCUUCAUGUUCAUUCUGGGGUUCGCUCUAUCGGUCGUGAUCCAGUUCGUGGCUAUGAUCUACCACAGGGUCAACACUCUGAUACAUUACGUAGCCUUUCUGGACACACAGCCCAAAGAGCAAAAACCUGAAAAAGAAGAAGACCAACAAGGCAAAAAGAGGAACUCUGUGUCUCAGGCUGACUCCACCUCCACCUUCCAAGAGGAAUCUGAAGAUGAAGAUAGCGAUGAUGAGUUUACCUUGAACUGGUACACCAGAAAUCAUAAUGGGGAGACACUGGUGUGAAAACAGACUCUGGGCGCAACCUUUUUACCAAUUUUAGCACUUUAUCUAUAUAUUUUAAAUAUCCACUGUAUUUAUGUUUACAUUUAGUCCAGUGCAAUGUAUUUAUAAAACUCUUUUAAAGUGUUUCACAGCGAACAAAUGAGUUCAAGAUGAAAUUAUGUUUAAAAGAAAGAAGAACACAACCUAUGAAAUCUUUGUGUGUGUUUGUGUGUUUGUGUGUGUGUGCAAAUGGAAAAAUCAGGUCUGUAAAUUCAAUACUGUAUGUUAUUUAUGAAGGAUCUGAAGUGACGCCGUUCUAUGAAUCUUAGUGCUCUUUGAGUUUGCAGCUUCUGUAUAUAAUUAAACUGAAAGGGAAUUAAUGAAGUUCAGAAAUGAUCGACAGUGUGACGAGAAAUGAGACCGUCACAGCCAAACCGAUGAAGGUGUUUUUAUUGUGAAAAAAGUGAAGGAAGUGAUAAAUCAGGGAAUCUUUAAAAUAGACAUGGCGUCAUCUUCAUCAAGUAUAUUUACAGCUGCUGUCUGCAAUUAACUUAUUUUACCCUCGUUUGAUUUUUCUGGAAUUUUCUUUGUUGCACAAGAUUUAAUAAAUUUUUUUCCACAAACAAUCCCACAGACAGUCAUCAAAUGAAAAGAAAAAAACGGGUAUAUUUGUUGUGUAUUUCCUGUAUCGUUAGUUGUUCUCUGAUGGGUCAAAAAGCAGCGAUGGUAGCGGUGUUGUGUGCGUCAAACUGUAGCAAGCACUCAUGAUCUUCUUUUAAUAUUUAUUUUUGAAUGAAGGCAAAAGUUAAAGUCAGAUUAUGUUUCUUUGCUGUCUUGUUCUACCUGUUUAUGAGUGUCGAUGGAUCGUCUGUUACAGGUGGUGUUGUGUUGCAUUGUGUUCUUGUUUCUCAGUAAAACACUUUGCGGUGACGUUUGAAAAAAUACGAAUAGUUUUCGGAGACUUAGCUGUUAACUGCUGGAGACAAAUUAAACACUGUUAAUGCUGUAAUACUGUAGUUUGUGAAAUCGUUUUAUGUUUGAAACAUUAAAGAAAAGACAAAUAAAGUGUUGGUGAGAGAAAUGUAUUUGUGAAAAUGAUUAACCACAUACAUCCAUAUCAGGCACAUAUAACACAUCAAACUCUAUUAUAUGAAUGUUUCCUAUAUGUCCAUACGGUACACUGCAGCUUUUAAACUGCAGUAAACUGUGUUCUUGUUGUUGGUUGAAUAAAAUGUUGGUGAUUCAUUGC